GUUCAUCCCAUUUUGUCCUCAAAACUGCAUGUAAAAAGACAUAUACACCCCUGCACAUCCACUUAAUUACAUAAACCCACCAAUUAAUGUUAUCCUCACCAAAUCGUGCCCUAACCUAACUAAAUCGAACUUGCAGAGGGAGAAGUGGAGUUCUUCGUCAUUCCGCCGCCAAGCUGCUAUUACCGCUUGUGCCCGGAGGGUAGAGUACACGGUCAACAACGAUCUAUACUUGAUUCUACUCUUCUCCCGCCUACGCGACCAAGAAGCAGGAUCUCCGGUUUGCUACACCUUGUAUAAAACCUGUGUAACCAGUAACUCCUACCCCAUAUUUAGUAAAGGGCCACAACAGACGGGCGGCUGGUGAAGGGAGCUGCUCUAAACCCUAAUCUCUCAAGCUUUUGCGACGGACGACGGUGAACGGCGCAUCUUUUAUCCGGCGACGGCGGCGAGGAAGCGAGAACUUCGAGACCGGUGUGCGGCAUUGCGAGGAAGCGAAACAUUCGAGCGGCGAGCAGCAAGGCAGCGGCACAAAGAGCUGCGAGACCGUUGCUUUUGGUGGCACUACUGUAGCGAAAUUGAUAAUUUAGAAAAGGAAGAGACACACCACAAUCAUGUAUGGUGGAGAUGAAGUAUCAGCUGUAGUAGUGGACUUGGGCUCACAUACAUGCAAAGCUGGAUAUGCCGGUGAAGAUGCACCUAAAGCUGUCUUUCCAUCCCUGAUACUUGAUUUUCGCCAAGACUACCUAUCUUCAUGUGAUCUUGUGAACCUUGGGGAGAAUAAGAGUAAUAGAAAUGCAGCUUCAAAUUUUCCUCCUUUCUUGAAUUUAGAGCUGGUUUUCUCAAAUAAUUUAACCAAAAAACAGGUUGUUGGAUCAGUCGAUGAAAUGGAAGUUGAUGAUGCUGAUAAUUCAGACAAGAACUCCGGAUCUGCCCCAGAUUCUAAAUCCAAGAAUAAGCGCAAGUUGUAUGUAGGAUCACAAGACUUGUGGUUUCGCAGGGAUAAUAUGGAAGUGUUAUCACCUAUAAAGGAUGGAAUAGUUGCCGACUGGGAUAUGGUUGAAAAUAUAUGGGACCAUGCUCUACGGAAAUGUCUUUUGAUUGAUCCAAAGGACCACCCGAUGCUCCUUGCUGAGCCAUGUUCUAAUACUCAACUGCAGAGAGAAAAGACUGCGGAGAUAAUGUUUGAAAAGUAUCAAGUUCCUGCAUUAUUUCUUGCCAAAAAUGCUGUCCUUACAUCUUUUGCAUCAGGACGUGCGACCUCGUUAGUUGUUGACUGUGGAGGAGGAUCAACUACAGUGGUUCCAGUACACGAUGGAUAUGUUCUUCAAAAGGCUGUUGCAUCAUCUCCUAUUGGAGGAGAAUUUCUCUCUGAUUGCUUGUUGAAAAGCCUGGAAAACAAAGGAAUUUCUAUAAAACCUCGCUAUGCGUUUAAACGGAAGGAAGUUCGUCCUGGGGAGUUCCAGAUUAUGGACCUGGACUUUCCUAACACGACAGAGAGUUACAAACUCUAUUCGCAGCGGGUGAUUGUUGGUGAUAUUAAAGAAUGUGUUUGUCGAGCACCAGACACCCCAUAUGAUGAUGUGUCUUAUUCAAACAUCCCAAUGACCUCUUAUGAGCUUCCUGAUGGACAUUGUGGGACCAGUGAAGAACUUUAUGAAGUUUCUCAUAGUGUAGACAUCUUCGAGACUAUACCUGGUAUGGAAAGUUUUGCAGAGAUUGCUUCAUCUGCUCGUGGUCUGCCACAAAUGGUCGUUGAGAGCAUAAACAAGUGUGAUGUUGACAUCCGAAGAGAACUCUAUAGCAGUAUACUGCUUUCAGGUGGGACAGCAUCAAUGCAACAAUUGAAAGAACGUCUUGAGAAAGAUUUACUGGAGGAAUCUCCUCAAGCAGCAAGGGUCAAAGUGUUGGCGAGUGGAAAUGCUACAGAAAGAAGAUUCAGUGUUUGGAUCGGUGGGAGUAUAUUGGCAUCGCUCGGCUCCUUUCAGCAAAUGUGGUUCUCAAAGUCUGAGUAUGAAGAGCAUGGGGCAUCUUACAUUCAGCGUAAAUGCCCGUAGGCAAACUCAUUUAUUGGCAUAGCUCUCAAGGGACACAAGCUGGUGGCUUCAAUUGUGACUGUGUGUUAAGGUUAUUUUGGAUUAUUUGACUUGCUUUAGUUAGCCCCUUUUCAUUUAUGUGUGUCAAGAAAGAUAGUGAACUGCAAAUUCCCCCAUUUGUUUUUUAGUGGUAUUACUGGAAAUAUUCGUGCACUGUGAAGUACAAACUCAAGUCAGUCAUUCGAUUAGUAUCUAUGAUCCAUCUUUAAAAUCCUGACUUUGUUUGGGAAAAAUGAAGCUUGUAACCUAGGAAGUUCGAUACAUUAUUUAACUCAAAUGGACAUUUUAUGCUUUACAAAACUGUUAUUUUUUGGGAGGGUACCAGCUUGGGUAAUGAGAAAAAAGUGAUUAGAAGUAAAGUACUGCUUGCUAAGGGUGUUUAUGGAUCG
Molecule: messenger RNA, 2482 nt
Organism: Striga asiatica
Lineage: Eukaryota; Viridiplantae; Streptophyta; Magnoliopsida; Lamiales; Orobanchaceae
Source: the annotation of a GenBank genome assembly